This is a messenger RNA of Thecamonas trahens ATCC 50062, 1004 nucleotides long. RefSeq names its product cleavage and polyadenylation specificity factor subunit 4. NCBI's taxonomy places the organism in Eukaryota, Apusomonadida, Apusomonadidae. Gene Ontology annotation, molecular function: RNA binding; zinc ion binding. The coding region runs from base 36 to 974 and encodes 312 amino acids. The record is from RefSeq and is a predicted model, not a curated record. The transcript has 2 exons.
ACGUGUCUCUAAGGGUAUAGAGAAGGGCGUGAGGGAUGGCAGCACCUGCACCUGGGAGUCGUCGGUUUGUACCGGCCAAUCCGCCUGUGGGGUACCGGCUGUAUGUGGACGAGUUCUCGGAGGAGAAGGAGCGAGACCGUAUCCGGAGGUCUGGAGGGCGCAUCUGCCCGCUCUUUGCCAAGGGCAAGUGCUUCCGUGGAAGGUCAUGUCCCGACUCGCACUCGCGUGCUGCGCUUAAUGCACCUGUCUGCAAGCAUUGGUUGCGUGGCCUCUGCAAGCGCGGUGCUGAGCUCUGUACCUACCUCCACGAGUUCUCGCUCGACCGCAUGCCUCGCUGCCAGUUCUGGGAGCUGUACAACGAGUGCUCGAACGCAGAUUGCCUGUUCCUACAUCUGGCGCCCGAGGUGACCAACACCGAGUGCCCGUGGUUCCGGCGCGGAUUCUGCAGGCUUGGUAGCGACUGCCCGCAGCAGCACACCAAGAAGCGGGCGUGCGAUAACUACCUGCUCGGGUUCUGCCCGGACGGGCCCAACUGCCCGUUCGGCCAUCCGAAGUUUGAGGUUCCGGAGGAUGCUUUUGAUGUCUCGGCAGCAGCGCUCACACAGUCGCAGCUUCUCUGCCCGCGGUGUAACGAGUCGGGCCAUCGAGCCAUUGACUGUCCCAACAUCAAGGCCAAUCACGUGCAGCUGCUCAUGGGCCACCUCGACGACGAGCCGGCAGACACGGCCGAGCAGGCCAAGGCCCAGCUGCGCCGGCUGACCGGCGGCGGUUCGGCGGCCAACCCUAUGAUUAUCGACGGGGCGGCCGCGCCGGUUCCGCGUGCCGCAGGCGGUGCAGCCUCGUACCGCCGGUCGCGCGCCUCGCGGGGCGCAACACUCUCGGUUGGCAAGUGGUCGGCGUCGGGCGGGGGUGGGACCGGCUCCAACUCGAUGCCCAUCGCCCCCAACCCGCGCUACGACGGCGCAUCUAGCUAGAACCGCUUCUGUAAACGCGCAUGUUCACUG